Messenger RNA from Labrus bergylta (ballan wrasse), 1090 nucleotides. It is a transcript of the gene rcn3, whose product is annotated as reticulocalbin 3, EF-hand calcium binding domain. The record is from RefSeq and is a predicted model, not a curated record. Lineage: Eukaryota; Metazoa; Chordata; Actinopteri; Labriformes; Labridae. Gene Ontology annotation, cellular component: endoplasmic reticulum. Gene Ontology annotation, molecular function: calcium ion binding.
GAUGUUGAUAUUUAAAGGUACAGAGUGCCAACGCGGUCUGAUCAGUUCUCAGAGAGUCUGAAGAGUGAUGUCCACCAUGAAGCUGCUCACAUCGUUAGUGUCUCUCUGCGUCCUGGCUGCUGUAGCCUUCGCCGUACCUGCUCAGGAGAAACGCAUCCAUCACCACGCCGACCUGAGUGACCACGCCCAUGAUGACGCCCACGGCUUCCAGUACGACCACGAGGCGUUCCUUGGGAAGGAGGAGGCCAAAACCUUCGACCAAUUGACCCCCGAGGAGAGCAAGGAGAAGCUGGCGAAGAUCGUGGAUCGUAUCGACAUGGACAAAGACGGCUUCGUGAGUCACGGUGAGCUGCACUACUGGAUCAAACACCGGCAGAGGAGGUACAUCGAGGAAAACGUGAACAAACACUGGAACGACUACGACCAGAACCAGGACGGAAAGAUCGCCUGGGAGGAGUACAAGAACACCACCUACGGAUACUACAUCGAUGACGAGUUCCAUGACAUUGAAGACAAAGCCAGGUAUAAGUCCAUGCUGACCCGGGACGAGAGACGAUUCAAGAUGGCCGACAGAGACAGAGACGGCAUCGCCACACGAGAGGAGUUCACCGCCUUCCUCCACCCGGAGGAGUUUGACUACAUGAGAGAUGUGGUGGUGCAGGAAACGGUCGAUGACAUCGAUAAGGACGGAGACGGAAAAAUCAACAUACAUGAAUACAUCGGUGACAUGUUCUCACCUGAGAGCGGGGAGACCGAGCCUGAGUGGGUCCACACGGAGAGGAAACAGUUUUCUGACUUCAGAGACUCAAAUAAAGACGGUUACAUGGACGCUGACGAGGUGGCUCAGUGGAUCCUACCUGGAGAGGUGGACCACGCCGACAACGAGGCCAAACACCUUAUCCACGAGACGGACACUAACAAGGACCAGAAGAUAACGAAGAAGGAGAUUCUAGAGAACUGGAACAUGUUUGUGGGCAGCCAGGCCACCAACUACGGAGAAGAUUUAACCAAGAGACACGACGAGCUCUGAUCCACAUGGUCUGCUUUAUAUAAUGGGGAGGGAGGGGGGGGGGGUUAAGAAGCAACAAAA